GAUGUGUCACCUGACCAAAAUAGCCUCCGCGCAUGCGUGUUUUGAAUGUAGGCUGCAUGUUCUGUGCGUGCUUGUUUCUCCGCUACAAAUAGGCAAAACAUGUAAUUUUACACAUAUUCAUAACUGUACACUAUCGCUAAGAUAUUUUUGCUUAGCUAUAUUUAUCUAUGUGUAUUCUGUGUGGUAAACUAGGCUCAUUUUGAGUUAAUUUUACAGAAUAGACUGUUAGCUAGUAAGCUAUAUGCCACAGUGACACGCGUAUGAUUCGUUUUAGAGUCGGAAAAUCUUAAGGCCAAUAUGGGACGAAAGAAACAGGGUAAAUUUAUGCGACCUGAAAACAAGGGUAAAGAGAAAAGACAUAAAAUGAAGGGAAAAUCGUUGGAGACCUUCACAAAAGAAAUGCACUCUGCUUUUGAAGCAAGUCUUCAGUUGAAUGAAGCAGCAGAAGCCCCUGAAGUGAAGCUGCCUUGUCCACUCGCCAUGUGGGAGCUGGGUCACUGUGACCCUAAACGUUGUACUGGCAGAAAACUGGUUCGCAAAGGGUUUGUCCGCAACCUUCGUCUCAGUCAGAGAUUUAAUGGACUCAUCCUCAGCCCAAUGGGUGUCAAAUAUGUGACACCAGCCGACAGAGAAAUUGUGGCUCAGAAUGGGUUAGCAGUAAUUGACUGCUCUUGGGCCAAAUUGGAGGAGACACCAUUUAAUAAAAUGAAUGGAGCACAUCCAAGGUUAUUACCAUAUCUUGUAGCUGCAAAUCCUGUCAACUAUGGUAAACCCUGCAAGCUGUCUUGUGUUGAGGCUUUUGCUGCCACAUUUUGCAUUGUAGGGUUUGAAGAAUUGGCUAUCCUUUUACUUCAGAAAUUUAAGUGGGGGAUAGGCUUUCUAGAGCUUAAUAAAGUCCUGCUUCAGGGCUAUGCCACCUGUCAAACGGAGGAGGAGUUGCUGAGUGUAGAAAAAGACUUUCUCACAAAUAAACCACAGGAGGAGGAGUUUGAUCCAUUUGAUGUCAACUCAGGUGUAGAAUGUGGAAAUCUCAAUAGACAACAGUGCACACUUACAGAAGAUGACUCGAGUGAGGAAGACACAUCAGAUGAUGAGGAAGACACAUCAAAUGAUGAUGAAGAGACAUGGGAUGAACCAUCAAACAAGGACACUGAGUGAACAUGAAAGAUUAGAAGAAACUUUUUUUUUUUGUUUUAUACAUUUAUUAUAAACUACUAAAAAACUAUACAGUUGUUAUAGAAUUGUUUAUUGUAAAAGCAGAGGCUCUGUAUCUUGCAUUAAGAAUUAUUGACAAGUGGAAAGUAAAACAAAUAAAACAACUAUCCAAGGGAUUACACAAAAGUUAUAUUUUUAUAAUCUAAACAUUAUUUCAUUCAAACUUGUAUAAAAUUUUAUACAAUAGAUGAUGCUGUUGAUUCAGUACAAUUUAAUAGAUCUUGAUCAGAUGUAACAAUUGAUGAUUGUCUGCCUACUGUUAUUUAAUUUUUCAAUUAUAAUUAGGUACAGUUUCAUAAAAGGACAUUUUUACAGCAUAUGUUAUAAUGUAUAUAAUAUAUUUGUAUGGUGUCAAAAUAAUAUAAAUUUCUAAUUAAUUACUUGAUUAGAAAUACUUGUCACAAAGAAUAUAUUUUAAUAAACCGACAUGUGCUGAAACG
This is a messenger RNA of Periophthalmus magnuspinnatus, 1655 nucleotides long. It is a transcript of the gene tsr3, whose product is annotated as TSR3 ribosome maturation factor. Gene Ontology annotation, molecular function: rRNA small subunit aminocarboxypropyltransferase activity. The record is from RefSeq and is a predicted model, not a curated record. Gene Ontology annotation, biological process: maturation of SSU-rRNA. The coding region runs from base 298 to 1158 and encodes 286 amino acids. Lineage: Eukaryota; Metazoa; Chordata; Actinopteri; Gobiiformes; Gobiidae. The transcript is spliced from 6 exons.